Molecule: messenger RNA, 2545 nt
Organism: Petromyzon marinus (sea lamprey)
Lineage: Eukaryota; Metazoa; Chordata; Hyperoartia; Petromyzontiformes; Petromyzontidae
Gene: PIERCE2
Product: piercer of microtubule wall 2
Biological process (GO): axoneme assembly
Cellular component (GO): axonemal microtubule
Source: RefSeq, a predicted model, not a curated record
AGUCACGUGACCCCGCCCGGUGCACACCCGUCCGAGGCCUACUCUGCCGACCGUCGUAAAGAGAUCACUACCGACUACCUUGAAAACUGCCGCGAUGAUGUCGGAGGCGGGCACGGCCGGGCCGGGCCUCGGCAGCCCGAGCCCGGGCAACCCGGUGUUCACGGUGCGCGCCGGGGCCGCGCCGCCCGCCUCCUCGCUCUACCGCACCACGGCGCACGACUACGGCGCCCUGAGCCCCGGGCCCGAGGCGGCGCCGUGCGUGCACCGCCCCGCGUCGCAGCGCUUCUCGCGGCACCUCGGGGAGUGCGGGAUGCCCCGCGACCGGGCCCUCAACACGACCCUGGACCGCAGCCGCGUCAUCGACCACCCCAACUUCCAGCACACGCUCUGAGGCCUCCUGGGGCCAGGGGUUGGGCGACGUGGGUCUGAGUCAUGAGUAGGGGCGCCACCUUUUCCACGAACUAAAUUCAGACAUGUCUCAGUCAGCCUAAGCAUAUCCAAACUGUAUAGUAUACUGUAAUACAAAUGCCAAUUACCGGACUGUCUGGGUUUGACCCAUACAGGUGGCAAGCCUAGUCAUGGGGUUGGAUAACUUUGUGUUUGGGUCAGCUUGUGCCUGGUCUUGGAGCUAGUGGCUGGUUGCAUACAACUCUUUUGGUAACUUUUUUUGCCCUCUGCUGCCCACCACAUAGCUCCGAAGCUUAGUGCUUGGAUGGGCUACCACCAUGCAUCAUAGGUGAUAUAGGCGGCUGCUGUGCUACGUAGUGGGCAAUGCAGCAAGAUCAACGUGACAGCAUAUAGCACAUGUUGGUCGUCCAUCCAUGCACUAAGCAAGCUUAUCCCAUGUUUAGUACUUUUGCAGCCCGUUUUGCCAAUCCACUUCUGGAUCAUAAUGUUCUCAUCUUGAAUGCAACAUGCUUUGCAAAUAUAUUUUCAGCACCACUGUUGUGAUUUUCUCAAAUGCACCAAUGGAGUUCACUGAGAGAUGAGUGUUUAUGCUGCAAACUGUAAGGCAUAUAAUACUCUCCUCAUCUGAAUAAAAAAAUUGUAAAUCGAUUAUAUGGUAAUUUUCAACACUAAGUCAAUAGUCAAUAUUAAUCAUUCGUUCAUGCUAUGCCAUGAAAUCCAGUGGUUUAGACAACAUAGAACUGUAAUGCACAAAUAUAACUCAUGUUAUCUGUGACAUACACUCAUUUAAGAUGGUUGACCUCUGGAAUAUUCUUCAAGCGAGUAUGAUAUUUACAAAAACUCACGGCAACUAAAAAUAGCAUUGUAUAUUCACAACUCUAAAAGAUAAGAUCGGUGAUUGUGAACUAAAAGUGUUUUUUUCAACCAGCUUGACUUGGAACUAGGCCAGGGCAAAACACCACCAUAAGGCCUGGUCACCAUUAUCCAUUUUUUUCCACUGGAACAUCCAAGUCACGUAAACAUGGGGUCCUCACAACAUGGGUAGUUUUAUAUUAUUUGCCAUACCGAGCCGAAACCAAGCCAUGAAAUUCUGAAUUCACAAUAAUUUUUUGUCAGGCUCGGAGACAAGCAAGGCCAGGGGCAAAGUUAAUCAAUGUCGUUAUACAGUGGGUUCGUUAUCAGUGCACUGGCAACGAGACUCGUUCAGUGGCAUAGCUCGGUUUCUGCAGUGGCAGAACCUGGUGCCCCCUGAUCCACAUUGGGCCUGUUCGGUAUUGCCACGCUGCAGCUCGGUUGUAGAGUACAGGUGCCCCUCACUUUAUGCGGUAGUAGAUGCGGUCCAAAUAAAGGGCGCAAAAAGGCACGAGACAGCUGUCUGCCAAUAAGGGCACACAGUACACACAAUGUUGUCUCAAGUCCGAUCGCAUAUCCACAGACGAGUUAAUUCAAACCACAUCUCGAAUUUUGGGUAGAAAUAGGUUAGCCGCAUAUAUGCGAAAUCACACAAACUGAACCCGCAUAAAGAAAGGGAAACCUGUUUACGGAGGCCAGGUCACCUCUGGACCAAGCUAUUGGAAGCUGGGUUCUGAGGCCAGAUCACCACGUGGCACCAAUGCCUAAUCUUCCUCCUCUCUCCAUUCGAGGCUUGUUAUUGUCAUGGGGAGGUGUGGAGUGAUCACCAAGAGUCUUGCGACUACAGCAUGAGGCAGAGCUCACACCGGGUUUCUAUCCCCAGCUUUAAACCUCUUUGCCCUGUCCGGCCGUUUGUUAUAACAAACACUGCAGUGGCUUCUCCAGGAUGAUAAUCUCAGCUGGGAGGGACAGGGCCGUCCUCUCCUCUCCACCGCCAUCACGAGGCACAACUUAUUUGGGAGAAUAUGGCACGUUACACGUUAUAUGCGUCCGGGUGAUUCAUGUCUUUGUUAUGAAACGCUGUUUACAGAUCUGCCACUUGUUUUUAUUGGGUGCGCUAUUUAUACCGGCGUUUCCAAGAUUUGCCCGGGUGCGAUGGUGAGGUGUUGUGCCAGCGGUAUCGCCGCCGUGGCUGAUGAGUGACUCAACAGCUGCGUACUCCGAGACGCUUCCGUAACAUGCCGUGUCGCGUGACUUUCACUUUAAUAAACACUUGUCAUUAAAA